AUGACCGACUCUGAACCUUCCUACAUCGACUACGAAGCCUUCCUUGAUCCCUCAUUCUCCCCCACUUCUUUCGCCAACACCCUUGUCACAAGCACCAACAAUCUGUCUGACACCCCACUCGAUCUAUCCACUCCACUGUCUCGUGUCCUCUUUGAUAUACAAGAGAUUGACACUCAUAUCCAUACAUUGACCACGAAAUCUGCACUUCCUCUGCUCACACAUACCCGCGAUCAGGCAGAUGCUGGCCAGCGGGUUUUGGAGGCUGUUGAAGGGCAGGUUUCUGCUCUGAGGGAGGGAUAUAAGAGGCUGGAGAAGGAUGUUUUGGAGCGGUGGGAAAGUGCGGAGGAGGUUAGAGGUGCUGCGGAAAGGUCAUGGGCGACUGUGAGACUGGCGAGAGCUGUGGGAAGGUGCUUGGUGUUGGGUAGGCAGCUGGAGGGCCAGAUGUUGGAGCUUACUGGUCGUCCAUGGGGCGCGGGGACGUUUAGUAGUGGCUCCCAAGGGACAGAGGAUCACAGGGCACUAGUGCGAGCGUCUAAUACACUGCUGAUGCUUCGGCGGAUGUUUAUCACUACUGAAGAUGGGGAUGAAGGCUAUGGGCUGGAUCGGGUUAAAGUUAUCAGGACAUUGAGAGGUGAUCUCGUCACACCGGCUGAGAGCAUGGUUAAGGCAAGAGCAACGCAAAUUAUCAAUAGAUUCUCGCUCUCCUCUUUAGCGACUGACACGAGUGGUGUAACAUCGGGUGCUGGUGGUUCGGGGACUCAGCUCCAAUCUGCCAGGGCAUCGACUUUUGCGCAAGCCGAAGAGGCGAAGUCCCGAAUCGCGUCCGCCAUCACCGCAUUAUAUUUAUUAUCCCCAACUCCAAGAACGUCGAUUCUGGUGUCUGAAUUCCAGCCAGAGUUACUGCUUGCAACUUUGAAAGGUUAUAUUCAUACAUCUCUAAUUUCAUCGCUAGCUUCGUUGUCGCGAUCACUCUCGAUGCUGCCAACCCUCGACCGGACGCUCCAAGAGACAUCUGCGAGGUGUCAAAACAUUAUGGCUUUGGAAGCCCUUCUCGAAACCAUCAAACCUCCCGCCCAUCCUUUCCUUUACUAUAACCACCCGGCCCAUCCCAUUGACCCAUAUACCACCAACACAUCCAAGUCACAUGCCUCUUUAAAAAACAAGAAUAACCUUCUCCAGCCAUUACUCCAAUGUCUCGACACAUCCUCUCUCCCUUCCUACUUCUGGCGCUCACUAGCCUCGUCCCUCACAACGCGAGUUCAAGAGAUCAUCAAUCGCGGAGGUGUUUCCUCGCGAACGUUGAGAUCGAAUCGAGAACGAUUGCGUGAGGAACUGAGGGAAUGUGUUCUACGAGGAUCGAGGUUACCCAGUAAUAGUAUCAGUAGACUGGGGGCUUCGACAGCGUCGCCCAUAGUGGUGGGGAAUUGGGAGAGGGAAGCAGCUGUUAUGGUGCGUGCCGUUGUGGGUGUCUUGGGAAGUUAG
Molecule: messenger RNA, 1482 nt
Organism: Paracoccidioides brasiliensis Pb18
Product: Golgi transport complex subunit COG5
Exons: 1
Coding region: 1-1482 (493 amino acids)
Biological process (GO): intra-Golgi vesicle-mediated transport
Cellular component (GO): COG complex
Source: RefSeq, a predicted model, not a curated record